This is a messenger RNA of Pimephales promelas (fathead minnow), 4794 nucleotides long. RefSeq names its product Rho GTPase activating protein 27, like (gene arhgap27l). Gene Ontology annotation, molecular function: protein binding. The record is from RefSeq and is a predicted model, not a curated record. Lineage: Eukaryota; Metazoa; Chordata; Actinopteri; Cypriniformes; Leuciscidae. Gene Ontology annotation, cellular component: cytoplasm. Gene Ontology annotation, biological process: signal transduction; regulation of GTPase activity.
CCAGAGCCCAAAUGGGUGUGAAUCAACCACUGGGUGUUAUUCAUAGAAACUUCAUGGGGAACUCUUGCAAUAGCUGAUGUUUUUCAAUCAGUAGUCAUCAGGAGUGUAUGAAACUGCCUCAAGGGAGCCUGUAGGGAAGCAUAAAAAACUUUUACAGCUCACUGGGACCUGAAAGAUGUCAAUAAGCCUGUACUCACACAAGUGAACAGCAGAGAUGAAAGAAGAACUUUCUGUUUGCAGGAAAUGAAUGCAGACCGAGGAGGCAGGCAAGCUGAAACUGGCACAAAGCACUAGCCGUGUAUACACACCCACCCACAUACAAUACAGACACACACCGGCCCUGAGCAACAACUGUCAGAGCUGGAACGUCAAAGCGGUGGCAGCAAAAGACCAAUACCGUCUGAAAUAUUAAGUGGAGUGAGCUUCUAAGAAAGGAAAAGAGAUUUGCAGAAAAACAGGAGACGGAUUCUACAAAUUAAACUUGAACAAGAAGAGAAGGAAACAAAGGUGUGGAGAAGAUGGUGUUCCGAUCCUACCUCAGCAGGAGGGCCUUUCCUGAGCCUUGAUUCCAGCUUGAUUCCCUUAAAGGGUAAACGGGUGAGAAGAUGACGUCCUUACACAGUGUGGGCCUAGUAUUGGUGGAGUUUGAAUAUGAAUAUGAGGGCCGGGAUGGCCACAUGGUGUCCAUUAAACCCAACGAGCGCUACAUCCUCCUGGACAAAACAAACGAUCAUUGGUGGCAUGUGCGCAAAGAUGAACGAGCCAAGCCGUUUUACAUCCCUGCUAAUUAUGUUAAAGAGCUUCCACCCAACAUCCCUUCACCUCUGGACUUAAGAGAGCCUCCAGCCCCUGACGUGAGGCCUGCGGUGCCUGACCUCACAGAGAUACGCAAACCAGAUGAAGUUACAAUUAGACUUCGCACCAAAGGGAAUUACAAGACAGACAACCGCAUGUCGACAUUUGGUGUUCCUUUGGAUUUGCAUGAUCCCCCUUCUUACAAACAUGGCAGACCUUCAGAUUCUCUCCUCUCCCUGAACACGGUUUCUGCCUCAGAUUCUUCACAGCAGAAGAAGAGGAUGAGUCAAGCUACCAAUCUGCUGUUAGGCCCUCGCACCGCUCCAGCUGAAACAGUGCCUGAUAAGUUUAGAGUUCCCAGCUUCAGCCCAGCCGACCCCCUCCAUAGACCUAGCCCUGCCAAACCUGUGGAGCUCCCUGUCAUCAAGAACCUGAAUGAGACCAGGCCUCACAGGAACUCUCCAGAGCUGGAAUCCCCAAUAGAGCCUGAAAGUGGAAGUUCCAGUUCAGAACCACUGCCAUCACCAGACUCUGAGAAUAUUUAUGAAUCCAUUUCGGACCUGAAUCUAGACCUGUUGGCACUGACUGACAAAGCACCUGAUGGAUUGGCAAAGCCUCAGACCAACUCUUCAUGCUCACCUCCAACAAUAAAGACUGAGAAUGACCCCACCACUGCAGUGUAUGCAAACGUUACUGACCUGAAGAAGACCGUUCCUCGCUCUUCAUACUCCUCUGUCUCCAGCUGCUCCUCACCCGGCAUCGCCCUCAGUCCCCAGCCAGACUCCGCCUGCUCGACCGAAUGGCAGGUCCAUACUGACCACGACAGUGGUAAGGAGUACUACUACCACCCUUCCACGGGAGAGAGCAGUUGGUCUAAUCCCCAUAGCCCUAACCCAGGAGCUGGUAUGGAGUCUGUGUCCUCCUCAUCCUCAGCUCACUCGCUGGGCUCUGACUGGGAGAAGUUUUUGGAUGAGACCACUGGGACACAUUAUUAUUAUAAUCACGCUUCGAAACAAACCUCUUGGUCUGCCCCGGAGCCAUCGCAACCUCCGUCAUCCACGGACAUGGUACACAGUCAUGGCAAUGAGGCGGAUGAACCGCCACCUCUUCCAGAUGAGGACUACCCAGCGAAUCAGCGUGAAGAUUCCCUUAUGUCACUUCAACUCCCUAAAGAUUUUCAUUUGCACCAAAUCAAGCAUGCCGUCAUUCCUAGGGCUGUUGUGGACACACGUAAAGAUGUCCAUCCGGGCUGGACUCACUCUGUAGGAGCCGAUGGAAAAACUGUCUACACAAAUGAACUCACUCGUGAACAGUGGAUCCAGUCUAAGGAUGACAAAGGGAAGUUGUUUUACUACUUAAAAGGGGGAUCUAAACGUCAGUGGACCCUUCCAGAGGCUUCAGUCCCGCCCGGUCAGCCAAUGAAUGGAAACGGAGUAGACCAAGAUGCUCAACCUGUUUUGAACAACUGGCGAUUAUCAAUGUUCCAGUUCAACAUGUCUCAGGAAGACCUGAAAUUUUCCCCCUCACACAGGCGGAUCGCCUCUGACAACGCCAGUGAUGCAUCCAGCACAGGGAAUUCACCAGAAUCACAGCAUUACGAUAAAAAGUUAAGACGGCGGAGAAACCUGUCCAGUCAAAGCACAGAUUCACAUUCUCAUCAUCAGUCAUUGUUGGAGAAGGCUGGGAUUCUCAACAAGACCAAAGUCGCUGAGAAUGGAAAGAGACUGAGGAAGAACUGGGCGCAGUCGUGGACCGUUCUCCAUGAUGGCAUACUCACUUUCCACAAAGACCCUAAAUUUACACCUGCUGGGAUGUCUACCAAGUCCAAUCAGAUUGUCCCAGAGUACACUGUGGAACUGAAAGGAGCAACUUUAUCAUGGGCAUCUAAAGAAAAGUCAAGCAAGAAGAAUGUUUUAGAGCUCAAGACACGUCAUGGCUCUGAGUAUCUGAUACAGUAUGACACAGACAGCAUCAUACACGACUGGCACAAGAUCAUUUUGGACACUAUCAGACUGCUGCAUGACCAUGGCCAUCACUCAGAGGAUGAAGUGGAAGAGAUCCCAGAAAAAUCUCCAUUGCUUCCAGACAAGGAGAAGAAGACCGAAUCAACACGACUGAGUUCAACAAAUAGCAUAGACACAGAACAGGGCCGUGUCCGUACCAAGCUACGCAAGUUCCUCCAGAGGCGUCCCACCUUACAGUCAGUCAAAGAGAAGGGCUACAUCAAAGAGAAUGUGUUUGGCUGCCACCUAGAUACACUCAGUCAUCGGGAAAACACAACCGUGCCCAAGUUUAUGGAAAAAUGUAUCAGAUCUAUUGAGAAAAGGGGUCUAAAUAUAGAUGGAAUCUACAGAGUGAGCGGGAACCUGGCUGUCAUCCAGAAGCUGCGAUUUAAAGCUGAUCACGAAGAUGAUCUGGAUCUGGAGGACGGGCAGUGGGAAGAGAUCCAUGUGAUCACAGGAGCUUUGAAGCUUUUCCUACGUGAACUUCCUGAGCCUCUAUUCCCCUUCAGCUUUUUCGAUAGGUUCAUCGCAGCCAUUCAAAUGAGUGACUACAGCCAGAAAGUGUCGUACAUACGAGAUCUGGUGAGAAACUUGCCUUUACCCAACCACGACACCAUGGAGGUUCUCUUCAAACAUCUCCGAAAAGUAAUUGACCAUGGUGAACAGAACCGCAUGUCUGUCCAAAGUAUGGCCAUCGUGUUCGGCCCAACGUUGCUGAGACCGCAGGAGGAGUCCAACAUCACCAUGCACAUGGUCUUUCAGAACCAGAUAGUGGAGCUCAUACUCAACGAGUUCAAUGAGCUCUUCCAACCCAAAUGAAAUUACAAAAUGGUAGGAAAGAUAAUACAACCAUCAGCGCAUCUUCUGUCGUUCCCAUCAUCUUUCCAGAGAAAUCAACAAGGUUACUGACUGUUUGGAUAUUGACUGUCCCAUUCAAUAUUUCUUUUUUAUUAGAACUAAUCAAAACGUUUGAAACAUCAAGAGGAUCUGCCUUGUUCUUGAAUGCAAUCUGUGUUUUUGGUACCGCCCAAAUCAAGAGAACAAAAAGCCGAUGGGACCAUCAGCCGAUAUGAUCAAACAGAUCUUAUAAAGAACGACUGAUUCUAAUUUGUUAGGGUUUUAUGUUUGAGAUGAGACCGUUGAAGAAUGAAAGAAAAUAAAUUUGCUUUGAAGGUAUUAGACAAGGAGAGCAUAUACUUGUACUUGUUACUGAAUAAUAUACUGUAUAUUAUUGCUACUCAUCCAAAACAGUUCCUGUGGAACAACCAGCCGAACAAACAAGGUUUUUCCUGUGAGAUUUCCAUGCAGAUGUUGAAUGAACAAGUCCUCUACAACGGUAUGGACAUUUGCUUGAUUUGUAAUGUUUCCCUGAAAGAUCUUGAUGAUGAAACCUGGGUUUUAAAGUGCUCGAUCACCAAUGUGGAGGAAGCUCUAGGCCUAUGAACUUCAUUGCUAAGGAGACUGAGAAGAAACUGUAUACUGACUAACAUUUUUCACUGUCUUCAAUCUUAAAGAUCUAACACGUUUAUAAAAUGCUGACAGUGCAAUGUACAGACGAAUGUCUGAAAACGAAUAUGAUCAAUGGGACAUUAUGCAGUUAAGUAAAAUGUGGAUGUUGAAUACAAACUUUGUGGAUGUAGACUAAAGCUGUACAUAUUUUACAUAUGUUGUUUAUAUAAAAGUAUGGUUAGGAAAUAAUUGGCAAUUUAAUUUCAUUAAAGAGAUAAACAGUCUGUAAAUAAAACAGAUCAACCAUAUUUAAUUUUAUGCAAAUAUGUGCAUAGUUUUUACACUGGUAAUUACUGAAAUCUAGGAAAUAUAUCAAGAUAUAAGAAAUAAAUGUUAUUAGUAUUAAAAGAGUGCGUAUACGAUAAUAAUUUAGCAAGUCAGAUGAAAAGUAUGUACAUCAAUUUAAGAUAGUGAACAGAUAUCAUCACUGGACUGUAUAUCAAUGCAAUGUGAGAAAUUAUAAAUAAAUAUGGUGCCUUCAUUUUCA